AUACCAAAAGAAUUUACAUUUGAGCACUGCAACGCAUAGAUUCUGGAAAUUAAAUAGGUUUCCGUGGACAUUGUAAAUAUGCCUGCAUUCGCCUUGUGACAACAACAGCAGCAAGGCGCAAUUAAAUAUUGGGACGAGCUAAAACUCAUUGGAACUGCUGCAAGAUGUCCACCGAGGAGUACGUGUGGCGCGACCACGUUGUCCAGAAAUUGCGUGAGCGAGACCGCAAGGAGUGUGAAACCUUCAAGGAGAUCAUAGUGCAAAACAACCGGCUUAUAGAUCACGUUGCGCAGCUCAAAUCGGACAACCUGAAAUUGUCUGUGGAGAACGAGCAACUGCGAAAUGCUGUGUCAACAGGUGGCACCGGCCCCAAUGUAGCCAUAGCUACGCUGGAAAAGAAGCUGCUAGCGCAACAAGAGGAACUGACGGAUCUGCACAAGCGGAAGGGUGAACACUCCCAAAUGAUUGUCGAUUUAAAUCUGAAAGUGGAGCAGCAAAAGGAGCUUAUUGCCGAACGGGAGCACAGUCUCUACGAACAACAAACUGCCAACAAUCGCUUACGGGCUGAGGUGCAGCUGUUACACUCCAGCUUGGAGGAACUUAAAAAACUGAAUACAACAUUGCUUGAUGAGCACACGGCGCUUCAACUGGCAUUCAGUUCCCUCGAGGAUAAGAUGCGCAACGUACAGGAUGAAAAUCGCUACUUGUUGGAAAGAUUAAUGCGCUAUAGGGCCAAAGAUGCCGAUAAACUGAAUGAGGAAAACGAAAGUAUCAUAAGAAAAAGACUGCCGUCAAUUUUCAGAAAACGUUCGGCAAAACUGAAACGUGACCUGGAAGACGCCGUUCGUGAGCCCAAUUCGGCAAUAAACCAGAUAGUUCCUGCGACCGGCAGCACCCCACUGCAUCGUAACUCGAGUCCAGCCCAGUUUAGCGGGACUACUGUGAGCGACGAGGAAAUCGAUGAGGGCUCUAUAAACGGCGCCAUGGAAGCUUUGGGACUCAAUGAUGAGGAAUACAUCAGUGCAAGAUUCACAGCCGGUGAAAUUGGCCAUGAUAUAGCACGGAUCGGUGCGAAUAUGUCCAUGGAAACACUGAAGGCGGCAGGCUACCUGGGCCAGCCAAAUCCGACCAAAAUACUGAUGAAGUUUGAAGCCCACGAGAACGAGUCGCAUGCAGUACGCUGGAGUCCGGUAGAGCGCAUGGUAGCUACGGGCGGCGCCGAUCGAAAAGUCAAGCUAUGGGAUAUCGGCAAAAGUUCUACGGAGCCCCGUGCUGUGCUUAGUGGUAGUAGUGCCGGGAUUAACUCCGUCGAUUUUGACUCGACCGGCGCUUACAUUCUGGGUACAUCAAACGAUUACGGCGCUCGAGUAUGGACGGUAAUGGAUAACCGGUUAAGGCACACACUGACGGGUCACAGUGGCAAGGUGAUGGCCGCCAAAUAUGUCCAAGAGCCAAUUAAAGUGGUUACCGGAAGUCAUGACCGCACUUUAAAGAUCUGGGACUUACGCAGCAUUGCCUGCAUCGAGACCAAGUUUGCCGGCUCCAGUUGCAAUGAUCUGUGCACAACGGAUAGCCUCGGCUCGACAAUAAUCAGUGGCCAUUACGAUAAGAAGAUCCGCUUCUGGGACAUACGAACGGAAAAACAAGCUGACGAUGUGCUUAUGCCUGCCAAAAUCACCUCGCUGGACUUAUCAAAGGAUUGCAAUUACCUGAUAUGCUCCGUGCGAGAUGAUACAAUAAAACUAUUAGACUUACGCAAGAAUCAAGUUAUAUCCACAUUUUCAAACGAGCAUUUUAAGAUCAGCUGUGAUUUCGCCCGGGCUGCUUUUAAUAAUUGCGCUUCAAAGAUCGCCUGCGGAUCGGCAGACGGGGCAAUAUAUAUAUGGAAUGUGAACGGAUUUCUCGAAACUACGCUCAAGGGCCACAGCACGGCCGUGAAUGCAGUCAGUUGGAGUCCAAACAGCAAUUCGCUGGCGUCUGUGGGGAAGAGUAAAAGAUGCAUCAUUUACUCCGACUCGUAGCCCAAACUGAAACUGCGAAACAAAUGAAUACAUAUAAGCAUAUAGUUCCGGAUGAUGCAUGUAACUGAGUACAGCAAGUCAGCCUUGGGUCAUUGGCUACCACCUCCUUAAAAUUAUUAUAUGUAUUUUCAUGUUAUAUUAUUAUAUCUUGUAUCUUGAACCAGCUUUUUACCGAUUCAAAUUUUUAUGUAAUCAACUUUUUUACACACACACACCCACACAUAUUUUGUAUGAAAUUCUUAUUAUAGAGUUAACUUUAGAUGGUUACCC
Molecule: messenger RNA, 2291 nt
Organism: Drosophila novamexicana
Lineage: Eukaryota; Metazoa; Arthropoda; Insecta; Diptera; Drosophilidae
Gene: Atg16
Product: autophagy-related protein 16
Exons: 11
Coding region: 165-2021 (618 amino acids)
Biological process (GO): autophagosome assembly
Cellular component (GO): autophagosome membrane
Molecular function (GO): protein binding
Source: RefSeq, a predicted model, not a curated record